Messenger RNA from Sodiomyces alkalinus F11, 1335 nucleotides. Its product is annotated as 40S ribosomal protein S3a-2. Gene Ontology annotation, cellular component: cytosol; ribosome. The record is from RefSeq and is a predicted model, not a curated record. Bases 308 to 1078 code for a protein of 256 amino acids. Lineage: Eukaryota; Fungi; Ascomycota; Sordariomycetes; Glomerellales; Plectosphaerellaceae. Gene Ontology annotation, biological process: translation. Gene Ontology annotation, molecular function: structural constituent of ribosome. The transcript is spliced from 5 exons.
CAGCUUGGAGGCUGUAGUGUACAAGGUGUAAAGUUUCUUGAGAUGUGCUGGCCUUGCACACAAGUUUCUGGACACUGUAACCCCAGGCAUUCUUGUGUCCAUAUACAGUGUUAAUUAAGGUACCUUAUGGUGGGAAAGCAGCCUUUCUUAACAUUAACUCGGACCCAGCCCGCUUAUGUAAUAUUGUCCGCACUCGCUAAGAUUUUCGGCCACAAACCUGCGCAGGAAUUUGCCCAAAAAAUCACUGCACCCCUCCACCCUUCUUCAUCACACCCAACGUUCGUCUCUUAGUCGACAACUCGUCAAGAUGGCUGUUGGAAAGAACAAGAGAUUGUCCAAGGGCAAGAAGGGCCUCAAGAAGAAGACGGUCGACCCCUUCUCCCGCAAGGACUGGUACCAGAUCAAGGCUCCUGCCCCCUUCGCCAUCCGAGAUGUCGGCAAGACCCUCGUCAACCGGACCACUGGUCUGAAGAACGCCAACGAUGCGCUGAAGGGCCGGAUUCUGGAGGUCUCUCUCGCCGACCUCCAGAAGGAUGAGGACCACGCUUUCCGCAAGGUCAAGCUCAGGGUGGACGAGAUCCAGGGCAAGAACUGCCUGACCAACUUCCACGGUCUCGACUUCACCUCCGACAAGCUCCGCUCCCUCGUCCGCAAGUGGCAGACCCUCAUUGAGGCCAACGUCACCGUCAAGACCACCGACGACUACCUCCUCAGACUCUUCGCCAUCGGCUUCACCCGCCGCAGGCCGAACCAGGUCAAGAAGACCACCUACGCCGCUUCUUCUCAGAUUCGCGCCAUCCGCCGCAAGAUGGUCGAGAUCAUCCAGCGGGAGGCCGCCUCGUGCAGCUUGACCCAGCUCACCAACAAGCUCAUCCCCGAGGUCAUUGGCCGUGAGAUCGAGAAGUCGACUCAGGGCAUCUACCCGCUCCAGAAUGUUCACAUCCGCAAGGUCAAGCUUCUCAAGCAGCCCAAGUUCGACCUCGGCGCCCUCAUGGCUCUCCACGGCGAGUCCGUCACUGAUGAGCAGGGUCAAAAGAUUGAGCGGGAAUUCAAGGAGCGCGUCCUUGAGGAGGUGUAAAAGAAUUGGGCGAAGAGAUUGAUCAUGACACGGAUGGAGGGAACGAGGGAUCGGCAGCUGGGAGACAACAUUUUGGCUCUUUUAGGCCGGCAUUCAGGCUUCGGCAUCGCUUUUUCAGUCGUUGCACAUGGCGUACCAUACAGGCGGCUGCGGGUCUAGGUUACCUCAAAAUGGUAAAGGUUAAAAACUACGUCUGGCCCCAUACCGUGUGAUGGUGUGAUGGAUUGAGAGCUCCAUGCGCAUUGAAGGCUGGUACG